Messenger RNA from Cylas formicarius (sweet potato weevil), 378 nucleotides. It is a transcript of the gene Myeov2, whose product is annotated as COP9 signalosome complex subunit 9. Gene Ontology annotation, biological process: negative regulation of protein neddylation. The transcript is spliced from 3 exons. Lineage: Eukaryota; Metazoa; Arthropoda; Insecta; Coleoptera; Brentidae. The record is from RefSeq and is a predicted model, not a curated record. The coding region runs from base 95 to 274 and encodes 59 amino acids.
GAGUUAUGUAAUUUUUGGUAGAAGAAUGCGUUACCAUAACCUAACAUUUUUGAAAAUUAAGAGUGCGUGAAUAGGAAAAACAUUUCCUACAAGCAUGAAACCAGCAAUUGCAGCUGAUGAAAUGUUUCCAGAUGGCGCAGGCCCAUAUAUGGAAUUUGACGAGGCUGGAGGGUCUGCAUCGUUGUUAAUAGAUUUAACUACCAAUGAAAAGGCAGUACAUGCAGAUUUUUUUAACGAUUUCGAGGAUUUGUAUGAUGAUGAAGACCUGCAAUAAUCUAAAUAAUGCACACAUAAGCUUAAUCAUACAUAGAAUUUUAUUUGGAAAAGGAACUGUAAAUUCCAGUAGUUCUUUUUUCUGAAUGAAAGUAGUUUUUGCAA